Molecule: messenger RNA, 5630 nt
Organism: Helicoverpa armigera (cotton bollworm)
Lineage: Eukaryota; Metazoa; Arthropoda; Insecta; Lepidoptera; Noctuidae
Gene: EMC1
Product: ER membrane protein complex subunit 1
Exons: 16
Coding region: 47-2779 (910 amino acids)
Biological process (GO): protein folding in endoplasmic reticulum
Cellular component (GO): EMC complex
Molecular function (GO): protein binding
Source: RefSeq, a predicted model, not a curated record
AGCUUUAACUUUAAAUAGUAACACUGAGUUUUUCAGUCACUCAGAAAUGGGGCUGCUGUCAAUUUAUUUCAAACCCAAUUUUUUGGGUUUAUUGAAAUGUUUAAACAAUUUGAAUUGGUUUAUUGUAUUCUUUAGUUUAAUCAACUUAUCAGUAUGCAUUUACGAGGACCAGAUAGGAAAAUUCGACUGGCGUCAAACAUACGUGGGAAGGAUCAAAUAUUCCCAAUUUGACACAGUAUCUACCGCUAAGAAGAUAAUUGUCGCUACCGAGGAGAAUGUUUUAGCUGCACUAAAUUUGAAGACUGGUCAAGUGGUAUGGCGCCACGUGUUCGAGAGCGCCUCUGCGGGCAACAUCCAGCUUCUACAUGUUUCCGACAAAGUGGUCACGGUCACCGGAUCCAAUCCUUACUUGGUGCGAGGAUGGGACUCCAGUACUGGGGUCCUGAUCUGGGAGUGGUCAUUAACCCUCCAGAACGAUGAUCAAGCGGACUUCUCCGAGUGGUGGGUUCAGAACAACAUGCUGGUACACAUGCUGCCCAUGUUUGGGUCACACAUUGAAGUCAGCAUGUACCAUCUCAUGACGGGACAGAAUAGGGGAGCUACAGCUAAGUUGCCUGCUUCCUGGACUAAUGAUGGAUGCGUACUAACUCCGCCUUACUACACUUGCGUGUCCGGGGAGAUGAAAAGCCAACAGCUUCUAUCUCUCGACGUGACAUCGAACGCUGUACAGCUUAUAAGCCGACCACUCGCAGAGUUCGUUGACCUCAACUCGUACGAUGGUAGUUUACGCCCAGUGGACGGCAACAGUGGCCUACCAGCUUUUAUAGUUGAUGAUAAAAGGAUUGUUAUGAUAAAGCACAAUGAGUUUGAGGUGUUGAAGACUGCUGUGUUUGAUCCGACGGGCAGUGUUACGUUGCUGGAUAUCGCUAAUGGACCAGUUGUGUUGCAGGCGUGGCUUGAUGAUAGUCAGGGCUUCUCAAUACAAGCGAACAGCGUAUCAGGGGCGGAGUUACCAGAGCUCCGCAUGGCAGACCGCGACCUCAAGCUGCCCGACCCUGAGAUCUCGUCAGCAGUUUGUACCAAGUCGGCACGGGAGCAGCUCGUGUGUAGGAUACUGGUCACUGGAGGCGAUGAUUCCGUACAUCUUAUGCAGCAAGGAGGUCGUGUCCUAUGGUCUCGCGAAGAAGCUUUAGCAAACGUUGUAGCUGUGGAGUUUGUGGAGCUGCCAGUCUCAGACCUAGAUGCUGCCAUAGAGUCCGAGUUUGAUCAGAAAGAAGGUUCGAUCUGGGCAGCGUUCUCCCGACGUCUGCAGACACAGUUCCAGCAACUACAGACCUUAGUAAACAGUGUGCAGGGCGAAGGCGCCGCCCAGCACCAGCCCUUGGCCCUCGUGCGCGACUACUUCGGCCUGCACAAGCUCAUAGUGCUCGUCACUGAUGUUGGCAAGAUAUUCGGCAUGGACAACCUAUCAGGCGCGAUCCUGUGGCAGUACUACGAGCCCAGCCUCGACACGGAGGGCGCCGUAGUGUUCACGCGCCGCACCGCCCGGCAUCCGCCGCAUGACGCUUAUAUUACUAUUGUGGGGAAACAUGAGGAAACAGGCAACGGGCUAAUAAUAAGCUUAAACCCUAUAACGGGCACGUUGAUCGGCGAGCGACUCCUCAAGCUAGACGUGCAGCUUCUACAGUGCACUAUACUGCACCGACCAGACAAUGAGAAGCUACAUGCUCUCAUACUGUUGGACAAGGAUGAAAAUGUGCAGGUAUUCCCUCAAUCGGCGGCGCCACUAGUGGAAAACAUGUUCAUGUAUGUCGCCGACAGGAGUACUGCGCGAGUCCAGGGCUACGCUAUUGUAUACAACGGACAGUCAGCGAUCGCAGUCCGCACCUGGCUGGUCCGUCUGGGCGGCGGCUCGCAGCGCAUCGUGCUGGUGCAGGGCAAGUCGGCCACGGAGCGGGUACACUCGCCGGGCCGCGUGCUGCCGGACCGCGCCGUGCUGUACAAGUACCUCAACCCCAACCUCGUGCUCGUGCUCACCGAGGGACCCGACCCGCUGCAUAAAGAUGUAGUAGUAGCAACAUGCUUAGACGCCGCGUCGGGCGCCAUCGUGGCGUCGCAGAUACACCGCCGCGCGAGAGCACUGCCUCUCGCUGUGCACUCGGAGAACUAUCUAGCGUAUCUGUACUACAACGAUAAACAUCGGAGGACUGAGAUCGCAACCAUGGAGCUGUACGAGGGUAAGCAGCGCUGGACUCAGGCGGGCGCCGCGUUCAGCUCGCUGGCGACGGAGCGGGCGCCGGGCGUGGAGCGGCAGGCCUUCAUCGUGCCCGCCGCGCCCGCCGCCGCCGCCCUCACCGCCACCGAGCGCAGCCUCACUGACAAGCACGUGCUGUUGGCACUAACCUCAGGAGCUAUCGUGGAAGUUCCCUGGAUAUACCUGGAAGCCCGUCGCGGCGGCAUCUCAGAAGAAGGCGUGGUGUUGCCAGCAUACGCGCCGGAGUUACCCCUGCCGGGUGACGCGCGGCUUAACUACAACCUGACGGUAGCGCGGCCAGAGAGAAUAUACGCCGCGCCGUCCGGCUUGGAGUCUACUAGUCUCGUGCUUACUACUGGACUUGAUUUAUUCUACACCCGAGUAGCGCCAUCAAAAACCUUCGAUGUACUAAAAGACGACUUCGACUACUAUCUCAUCACCAUAGUGCUAGCCGGUCUGAUCCUCGCUACCUACAGCACCAAGUACUUCGCUUCCAGGAAAAUGCUCAAACUCGCGUGGAAGUGAUGCAAGUAUGUCGGCUAGUCUACUCGAGAAAGGAAUUUGGACUGUGUUUGUAAGGGAAUAAAGACCAGAUUUCAUUGACGCGUAAGCCAAGGAACAAGUCUGCCUGCCGUCUAAAUAGGGCAAUAUAGAAUAGUUCCGCAAUACACGUAAUGUAGACGAUAAUUUGUUAAUAAAAGCUGAAAAUCAAAGAACUACGCGAGUAAUAAUACUAAAAAUAAACUAAGCUGUUACGAUUAUAUAAUUAAUAUAUUUAUCGUAAAAUUCUACAUGACGUUACGUGCCUAAAGUCCGAAUAUUUUGAAGCUGUGACCUCAGUUCAUAUCAAUGUUGAAUGUUUCUUGGUAGUGCUGUGCCAUGGUAGGUUCCGCGCCCAAAACAACGAAUAUAUCGAUCUCUCAUUCUUGCAUUACUCUUCAAAUUGCACGCCUUACUUGUAUGAAGCAAGAAUUUCAUAGACAAAUCUUUACCUAGAACUUAUUCUAUCAUAACAUCUUUCAUCAAAGAGUAUUUAAUAUAACAUUUGUAGGUAUAUCUCACAGGAAUAAUGUACCACUGCCAUGUAUUUCCGACGCAGUCCAAAUUCCACUAUUUUAAUUGACUUUUAAAUAAAUAAAAUAUAAUAGAUUCGUGAUCGUGCAUAGUGAGUGUUCACAUUAAGUAAAUGAUAUACACAGUAAUAUAUUGUAAGCUUGCGCUCCGUUGAACAAGUGCUGCAGUCAAUAAAGUAUAUAGACAGCAUAUAAAUUAGACCAAAUAUCUCUUGGAAAUAAAGUUACACAAAACUAUAUCUACACCAUAUUCAAAAUGUUGAUACAUAAUAAUAUGUAACAAGGACUAUUACUGUAGCUAUCUAACUAGUUUUUUUUUUAUUUCAGCAAUUCCCCCUAAUAAGUAGUCCUUGGUUUUGUGUCAGUUCAUCAUAGAGAAAGCUUUUCUGUAUGCUAUAGUUCUAAGGUACUGUACACUUUUACAACGGAGUGUAAGCACAUCAUAUCUAUAGUAUACCUGAUGUUUCUGAAUCAAUUCAGUGAUCAAAUUUGUUCAAAUAGAUGCUGGUUUAUACAGUUUAAUUUGACCCUUCAGUACUCUUACAUUUUGCUGUUAUUGUUGAUAUCAAUAUCUUUCUACAAAUAACUUAAUCUUAACAAAGUGUCAUGUUAACCUGUAUAGACAUUUUAUGUAAAAUUUAGCUAGUGCAAUUUAGAUGUAUUAUUUAUUUAAGGGUGGUUUGUAUUAUACGAUUCAUUUUUAAUAUAUUUAAAAACCAUUCCACGAUUUGUCACCUUACAUUAUAUCAAUUUUAGCAUUCUAUUGUAAAUUAAAUAAAAUGUUUAUUUUUCUCCUAAUCGAAAUUUAUUUUAAAGUUUACGUGAGGUGACUGAAACAAGUUUAAUCUUAUGUAAUAUAGCAUUUAAUAUAAUUAUGUAUUUAUUUCACUAUCUCUUAGUAACACAACAUGUCCACGCAUUUGUUCCUACAGUUUUAUAUUUUUCCUUGUUAUUUAUUACUACACAAAACAACAGCGCAAAAUACCUAAAUAUUUAUUUUAAUGCAAUUUUCUCGAAAGAUCUACACAUCUCAGUUAAUUUAAGUUGCAUUAAUGUUAUCGUCUGUAGAAACUAUUAUAUUUAAACUUAUUUCAGAUUAUUUCAAUAACUAUGUAUUUAAAGAAUAAGACAACUUAAUUAUGUACUUGAACGUAAUAUUGAAAGAUCAGUUAGUUCGCUGUAAAUUAUGAGAAAAUAUUACCAAGUUUGUGACACCUGUGUAACAACUACAAAGGAGUUUAUACGUUAUUGUAAGCGAGGAUUUUUUUGUUUAAAAGUAUUUGCUCACACAGAGUUGUUAAUUAGCAGUUAAGGUUAAAGUUUUACCUGUCUUUUAAUUGUUUAUCAUGAUUUUAUUUGUUAUUUAGAUGUGUUGCAAUGGUGGCUUAUGAAUUCAAUGACAGAUGUCGAAAAUUGCAACCACGCUCAGAGCCACACGUUUCGCUUGCGAGUAGUAUUUGUGGCGUCAUACUAUCGGCCUUUCAACUAUAUUUCAUGUUAUAGCGCUCGGAUCUAAACUAAGAUACGAUGUAAAUAGUAACGUAAAUAUUUGUGUAAACCUGUAAAAUUAUUAAUAUCUUCGUAAAGCGAAAGAAUUUGUAGAACUCCACGGCUAUUGUAUUGUAGGCAUUGAUUAGUGUAAGACCAAUUAAAAACAUGCAUUAAAUUUAAAUUAUUAAACCACAUAACAAAUAUUUUUAUCAAAUAUAUUUUUUGGCUAUUUCAAUUUAUUCACGAAAAUAAAACUAUAAUUUCCCUAGAAUAUCGGAAUGUUACCAUUUCAUUAUUUAAUCGUUGCGGUGUGGAUGAAUAUUGUAUCAUUAUGUUCUUUUCUUGUAUUGACUCACAUAAAAUUGUAUUCUGCUAAUAGUACUAAAGGUCCUGAAAGACAUGUAUUUAUAAAAAUAUUAGUGCAAUAGUUUAUCUGUACCGUGUCGAAAUGUGCUAAUUUUGUAUUAGUGGCCUAAGCAGACUAGCUUUUGAUAUCACCGAUGGAUUCCUCAGAGUGUAAGGUUUAGGCUUGGUUCGGGCAUUUCAAGUUUAGGAGCGUGAAUCAUCGAUGUAAGAAUAAGUCUGCUUUGGCCCCAAUUGAAUGUUGUUCAGUCAGUGUUAAUAAGUAAACAAAUAGCGCUGGACGCAGAUAUAGGUCCUAAACCGCAGUGACUUUAUUAGACUGAGUAAAACAUGUGAGAGUGGUUGCAAUACAUAAGUAUAAUAUUAUAAUAUACUGUAAUUAAAAUGGGUAUUUGUUUUCUGUGACCAAUGUGUUUUUGUAAAAAAUAAAGUUGAAGUAAUUACUGCCA